This is a messenger RNA of Camponotus floridanus (Florida carpenter ant), 5950 nucleotides long. Its product is annotated as breast cancer type 2 susceptibility protein homolog. The transcript has 12 exons. NCBI's taxonomy places the organism in Eukaryota, Metazoa, Arthropoda, Insecta, Hymenoptera, Formicidae. The record is from RefSeq and is a predicted model, not a curated record. Gene Ontology annotation, biological process: regulation of DNA-templated transcription; double-strand break repair via homologous recombination. Bases 331 to 5862 code for a protein of 1843 amino acids. Gene Ontology annotation, cellular component: nucleus.
GUGUUGAAUGAGGGAAAUUCAAACGAAAAUCAAGGCGCUGACAAGUGUUUCUCACGUGACACGUGACAUGAUACGUGAAGUUGCAUUUCGCGCGAUUUGUUGAUUGUUAUUGCCAGUUAAAGAGGUUAUAACCGUAUUUAAUAUAGAUUUAUGUCUUAUUUUACCGUGUUUUUCACAUGUAUUUGAAAUGACGUCAUUGGAAUAAUGCAGCGGUGCGCAAAAAUUACAAUCUCUGUUUUUACGAGAUACGAGCAGAUGGAAAUUUGAAGCAAAUCAAUAAAUAAGUGCCAAUAAUAUAAAGUUUAGAGAGGUGACGAUUAUAACACAAUCAUGGAUAUAUCGAUAAUUGACAACACUGAAGACGAAUCCGAUGAAUUAUUCUCAGAUGAUGAACAAAAAAAAGAGAUCAAACGUGAUGGCCUGAUUUUAAAUCGACUUGAAACACCUAGUUCCAGCAAAAUGACAUCAAGUGAUGAUAUUCCACAUGCUCCAUUAAGUCUGUUACCCCUUCUAAGCAAGAUAAAUGAACAGUGGACUAGUGAUUUUGAGACACCACAAGCUCAACCAUAUAUAAAACUAUUAACAAGCGCAACAAAAAAAACAGAAGAAACACCUAAACUUGAACAGCAUACACCUGAUAUUUCAACUGUUAAAAGCAUAGACAAAAUUAUAUCUGAUUCUCCUGUUAUUGCAGAAGAAUCUAGAGCCUCACGAAGACGCUCUAAACGCUCCAAACGUCGUAUAUUUGAAACUUCUAUAUCUAUAGAUCCGGUAAUCGUAAAAAACAACGAAAAUGUUACUAUAAACGUAUCGUUAGACGCACCUUCUACUUCUGAAAAUAUUAAUUCUACAGUACAAAAUAGUGUUACAAAUGUUGCGGAACCUAUUUCUAAUAUUCUUGAAGAUUGUCAAUUAAAAGUUUUCAGUGAAAUUGAAAACUCAUGUAAUAAUGAAGACUUAGACAAUCAUGCAAAUACUGCAUCUGACAGCUUGGAUACAUCGACACAAGAAUUUUUUAAAAAUGCCUCAUUUAGUAAUAUAGAUCAAGUAUGCUUUAAUACUUUUGAUAAUCAAACAGCCCAGUCUAUGAUGCAUUGUAAUGAAAGGAUCGAAGAUAUUGAUAAGGAAAGAAAUAUAGAAGAGAAUAAAACUAUAGGUUUCUUUACUGCUCGUGGUGCUUCAAUUAAUGUCUCAAAGCAGGCAGUACUCAAAGCAAAGAGAUUGUUUGCAGAUGCUUUUGAUAUAGAUGAAAACCAUGCACAGAAUUAUGAAUCAUUCGCUAAAAGAAAUUCCAAUGAGCAGAAAAAUAAGUAUUUAUCAUCUUUUUCAUUUAAUACUACUUCUAUAGAUAUUACAAAAGAAAUACUGUCUAAAUCAGAGCUACAAUUUACAGAACAAUUGAAAAAUUGUGAUAAAAUGCAUAUUACAGAUUGUGAAAAAACGUUUAUAAAUAAAAGUUCCAACAAAGAAGUCAAUAUGGUUCCUAUUUUAUUCUCAACUGCUAGCGGUGCACCCAUUAACAUUUCAAAAGAAGCAUUGACUAAAGCAAAUAUAUUAUUAGCAGAUGAAUUAGAAAAGAAUAAUGAUAAAUUAAUAAAAUGUUCUAAAACAUCAUCUACAGAUAGAGAUUCUACAAAGAAUGUAACUUUAUCAUUAUUUUCCACAGCUAGUGGCAAUACUAUCAGUAUCUCAGAAAAAUCGCUGGCCAAAGCAAAAAUGUUAUUAGAAGAUGAAUCAGAAAAAGAAAAUGAUAUAAUAAAAAAUUAUGAAAAAUCAUUCACAGGUGGAAAUUCUACAAAAUCAAAUAACGUGACUUCAUCAUUAUUUUCCACAGCUGGUGGUAAACCUAUCAAUAUUUCAAAAACAUCACUGACCAAAGCAAAAAUAUUAUUAGCGGAUACAUCAGAAAAAGAAAAUGACAUAUUAAUAAAAUACUCUGACAAAUCAUUUAUAGAUGGAGAUUCUACAAAACCAAAUAACAUGACUUUAUUUUCCACAGCUGCUGGUAAAGCUAUCAAUAUUUCAGAAAAAUCACUGGCCAAAGCAAAAAUACUAUUAGCGGAUGAAUUAGAAAAAGAAAAUAAUGUAAUAAAAAAUUCUGAAAAAUCAUUGACAGAUGAAAAUUCUAUAAAACCAAAUAAUAUAACAUCAUCAUUAUUUUCCACAGCUGAUGGUAAACCUAUUAAUAUUUCAGAAAAAUCACUGGCCAAAGCAAAAAUACUAUUAACGGAAUCAGAAAAAGAAAAUGAUAUAAUAAAAAAUUUUGAAAGAUCAUUCACAGAUGGAAAUUCUAUAAAACCAAAUAACAUGACUUCAUCAUUAUUUUCCACAGCUGGUGGUAAACCUAUCAAUAUUUCAAAAACAUCACUGACCAAAGCAAAAAUAUUAUUAGCGGAUACAUCAGAAAAAGAAAAUGAUACAUUAAUAAAAUACUCUGAGAAAUCAUUCACAGAUGGAAAUCCUGUGAAAAAUUACAUGACUUUACCAUUAUUUUCUACCACUGAUAAUAAAUCUAUCAAUAUUUCAGAAAAAUCGCCGGCUAAAGCAAAAAUAUUAUUAGCGGGAGAAUCAAGAAAUGAGAACGACAUAUUGGAAAAAUAUUCUAAGAGAUCAACCACAGAUGAAAAUUUUAUGAAACCAAACAAUAUGACUUUGCCAUUAUUUUCUACAGCUGGAGGUAAAUCUAUCAAUAUUUCAGAAAAAUCACUGGCCAAAGCAAAAAUAUUGUUUGCAGAACAACUGGAUACUACUGUUGAACAGAUUAAACAGUAUAACAUACAUAAUUCAAGUAUUAGUUCCCAUAUUGCUCCUAAUGAAAAGAUUAAAAGAUGCGAUUUAAAAAUUCCAUGUGGUGAAUUUUAUCUUGAAAGUGAUCAAGAAAUAACAGUUUCGAAUAAUGCUCUAUUUAAAUCACAAACAUUCUUCUCUAACAACCAUCCGGAUAAUAAUAGCUCUGAUUUGAAAUUUACAUCACUGCAAAAGCGCAACAGCGAUUCAGAUGAGAAUACACCCUUGAGCAGAAACAGCUCAUUUGAUUCAAAAAAAGCUCGUCUCAGUAAUGAAUAUCAAGCCAGGAAAUUAUUUUCUGACAAUCUAAGCAUCGAUAAUGAUGAGAAUCGAAAUCUAGAUGAGAAAAAACAAGCAAAUUCAACUAUAAAUUCUGUCCUAAGAUCGCCCGAAAGAGAUGCUGUAGAAUCUGAAAUGGAUGCCGGUAGUCCUGUUCUAGGAACACACUCGAGAAAGCGGAAGGAUUUAGGACAUCGAAGGGACAAGUAUAGUGCAUUACGAGCGAGUAAAAUAACUCUAGAUGAUGUAAAGAAUGUAGCAUCACGAGAGAAUGUCACAUUUUGCAACAAUAUCAAUGUGAACGAAUCAGAUAUAGAGGUGCAGAAAUCGACGCAGAUGGAGAAACAAAAGGCAGAAAGCAAUACGGAAUGGAACGAAUACGGCGAUACUCAGUUGAUGAUGCAUUUCGUCGACGAAUCAGCGAGGAUACUGCAGGAUCGCUUGACGGCCGCGCUGGAUCAAGAGAAGAUAAUCACCGCGAAAAGGAGACACGGAUCGAAACAAUCCAUCGGCCACCUGUAUCGUUACAAACAAGUCAAUUCUAAUGCUCGUUUGUCGUUGAGAGAAAUCGGUAACGGCGCACCGCCCGUGCCAUUCUCGUAUCAGGAACUCAUCAAUCGACAGAUAUCGCCGAAUAUCUUGGCGAUUACCGCCGCGACAGCCACGUCCUACACAUUCCGAUGCUCUGAUUUCUACGGGGCCGAAGUGGCGCGGACUAACGUUCGCGGGAUACCGAUGGAGGACGACGCGCGUUUGAUUUUGGAUGAGAACGGUUACGUGGGAAUCUGGGAGUUCCUCCGCGCUUUCCUCGCAAGUCCGGGCGUAGAUCCGAAUCUGGUUCCCGCGCGUUGGGUCGAGAAUCAUUAUCGGUGGAUCGUAUGGAAAUUGGCGUCGAUGGACAGGAUGAAAUUCGGCUCAGCCGAGUUACCUAGGGCAUUAACACCUUCGCGCGUAAUGGCACAAUUAAAGUACCGGUACGAUCGAGAGAUUGAUCAAUUUCAGCGAUCAGCCAUAAGACGUAUCUUGGAGAAGGACGAUGUCGCGUCUAAGAGAAUGAUUUUAUGCGUGUCAUCUAUAGUAGAAAAUAAUAAUGUAAGUACGGAGGUAGGGAAGAGUCCGCGCAUAGGAGUGCCAAAAUGGAGAAUAGAAUUAACAGAUGGCUGGUACAGCAUACCUAUUUGUAUCGAUAUAGGAUUGGUGAAGAGCAUAUCGACUGGCAAAAUAAAAGAGGGCACGAAAUUAGUGGUGUCAGGCGCAGAAUUACUAAAUUGCGAUCAAGGUUUCUAUCCAUUAGAGGCACCAGCUACCGUAUGCUUAAAAUUACACACAAAUUCAACCAGGCGCGCACGAUGGUACGCGAAAUUAGGAUACGCGCCACGUUCGGGACCGAUACCCAUCAAAUUAUGUAACGUAUGUCCGAGCGGCGGUUUAAUCGGUAAAAUGACAAUUAUUGUCGCUAGAGUGUAUCCGACGUUAUAUCACGAGAAAACCGCGUCCGGAGAUUCGAUUGUUCGAAACGCUAAAUGCGAGGAGAAAGCGCAAAGUACAUACGAACAGCAAUGUUUGUCCAAGAUAGAGACAUUUUACGCUAACGCGGAGAAAGAUUUUCAAGAGGGACUUACUGAUGAAACUGAGUUGGACGAAGAUUACGGAAGCUCGUCGCAGGAAUCCGCCUCGAAGAAACGACGCAGCGAAGAAUUAUUGCAAGAGCUACACCAGAAAAAAGAGAGGUUCAUGCAAGACAUACAAUCAAAAUUGCGCGAUAAUUUGCCGGGGCCACGGCAAGUUUCUCAACUGCUUAAAGUUCGCGUAUGCGACGAGAAUGUAAACGCAAUUCUGUCGGUUUGGUCGCCUAGCGAGGAAGUUGUCAGUGCCCUCAAAGAAGGCGCGCAUGUCUCACUUUAUAACGUUAUUGCUUCUGGAAAGAGAGGAACCGAAUUGCAACUCACCGGGCGCCGGUCCUCAAUUUUUAAACCGGUAAAGGUGCAUGAUACGUCAUAUCCUGCUAGAGUGCACACAUCUUUUAGCGAAUUGGCCAAUUUUGAAUUUGCUCCACCUUACGGAGAAUUUGACACGGUCGGUUUUGUCUGUUGCGUCGGCCCUGCCCCUUAUGGCAUGAAAGAUUUCGAGGUCGUACAUUUAGCAUACCCGAAAACGGACUCAAAUGACUCCUUGUAUCUCUCGAUAUUAUUUUGGCAAGGUAUAGCCAGUUAUGGUUAUACAGAUAUUCUUACUGUUGGAUCUAUCGUAGCGUGCAGUAAUUUAGAAUGGCGAAGGGCAACUUCAUGGAAUGUCCCAGCGGCAUAUUGUACGGACAAAACUAUUUUUACAUGUAAUCCUCGCCGAAAUCAUUUGUACGAAUCUUUUGAAAAUUUGCAAAACCUGAUCACGGAUCCGAUUAAAUACACUGAAAGAUGCACUUUGGCUCUUAAUGUGGAAUUGCAAAAAAAGUCAACACCGACGCAUUAUGUGGCGGGUAAAAGCACUCCGAUUAAAAUGUACAAUUCGAUCAUAUCAAGCGUGGAUAAAAGAUUGAUCGACUACACGUCACCGUUGGCAGCACCGAAAUUAGGAGUCGGCAGCAGCCCGAGUUUUAUCGCAGCUAAUCCUUCGAUCCAGAGACGACUCGAGAAACUUCAAUAUUAUGGUGAACCACCCGAACUAUCUCCUCUUAUACUCAGAAAAUCCAAGAGGGUUUCUUUGAAUUUCCAAUCGCCCGUUCGCACGACGAAGGACACGUCGAGUACCAAGCAGUCUGGGGAUCCAAGUUCAUCCGACACGUCGGAAAAGCAGUGAUAUAACCAGUUUACUCAUUCGUUUUCAUUCUAGUUAUAAGCAGUUGUAAAAAUUUGUUAAUUAUUAUUAUAUAAACUAUUUCGUUUUC